UGGAAGUUUGGGAGUAUAAGAAUUGACUUGCAAUUUCCAGUGAUUUACUUGAGUCACCAUCUUCAAACCCUGCGACUCAGACAUCGCUACUGUACUACUACUACUAGAUCCAUCCGUAAAAUAAUGGCUCUAGCUAUAAUCGUUGGGGUUCUUGGUUCUCUCAUUCUAUUUCACGCCGCUUAUUCAACUAUCCAAUAUAAGAGCUUGUUGAAGAUUACUGAAGAAGAGUUUUCAUCACCUCCUUUUAAUGUUGUGAUUGAGCUGUUUGUUGGAUUGUUGCUUUGUUUCUGGGCUGCUCUAACUGCUCCGGGGAAGUUUUUGUCCAUACAUCCACAAUCUGAAGAGAACAGGAUUGUUUCUUUACCUGCAAACCUAGACUUCAUGAUUUUCAACCACCGACGCAAAGUUUUUCCCUUGGAAACGGAUCUGAAGCUGAAACACUGAGGACUUUAGUACAAACUAUGAAGUGUCAUUAUCUCUCGCAUGUGUAAGGAAAAUAUUGUCUCUUGAUACAAAAGAAUUAUCUCUCGUAUGUGAAAUCCUGUUGUAGCUUAUGCUUAUCAGUAUCAGUACUGGCCAGUGGCCACUUGCCCUAGUAAUUUGGACAGGAUGUUAUUACCUGUAUUAUUUAUGAACAUCCAGCUUUCACUUUGACCAUACUUUGAUAAGUGAGUUGCAAAAUAGUUGAAUUCAAUUUUACACAAGUACUAUAUA
Trifolium pratense (red clover) is the source of this 714-nucleotide messenger RNA. Its product is annotated as membrane magnesium transporter-like. Lineage: Eukaryota; Viridiplantae; Streptophyta; Magnoliopsida; Fabales; Fabaceae. The record is from RefSeq and is a predicted model, not a curated record. Gene Ontology annotation, cellular component: Golgi apparatus; early endosome; plasma membrane. Bases 124 to 444 code for a protein of 106 amino acids. The transcript has 4 exons.